CCCUGCUCCACUGGAUCAGACGAAAAGCUUGGGCGAUGGAUGAGAACAAGAAAUCGAGGGUGACUUUAACCUUCUCUUCUCCGACUCGUCUCACCUAACACUAUGGCAUGGCCGACCAACUUACUGGAAAUUAAACAUCGCGUUUCCUCGUUCCUGCGUGUUCUUACUUCAUCACCUUCCAAGCAUCCAUCAGUGAAGUACCGCGUUAUAUCAAAGUUGUUAAAUGCUACUCCCCGCAAUUCAGCCCUCCGCCUACCUCGCAAACAAUGGAGAGCUCGAGACUUUGCGUUUAUCCAGAAAAUACGUCGAGCAGUGCGCAGUCAAUUCCCCAAAGUCCAUUGUUGAUGCAUUCAUACAAUAUGGUCAGCCCGAAACUGCUUGUCAUCACACGCUUUCUUACGUUUCUUCAUCACCAUCCUCUUCGCCUGACGGUCAACUCGCGGCGGUAAGAUGCCAUAGACUCAUCAUCGUGCUUGCACACCUUGUUCGACUUUGGUCCGUUGUUCAAGUUGGACGCUGUUGUAUCAGCAAAGAGCACGAGCCUUUCUCGCUUCUGCAGGUGUUUUUGAAUAGUGGUCUACCAGAAUUACAUUCAUGGCUUGAAAGUCAUCCCGCUGUGCUCGAAAAAAUAUGGCAAAAGUCGACCGAGCACAGCUUGAGCGGAAGAUCGGUCUUCUGCCAUGUGGAUCACUGGGUUUUACACAUGUCGGGCACGAUCUGCCGUAUUCAGAGGUCCUGUUGACGCUGCAGAUUGAACUGAGUCAAAUUGAGAAAUGGGCGAUCGAUGGUAUGCUUUGCUUGGGAGUGUUGCUACGUACUAUGCAGCGUACAGAUUCGAUGUACCAAUGUACAUCGAACUGCCUCAAAAAUUUAAACGGACCAAGGUAGAUGAUUGAUCCGGUGGUAACAUUGACAUGCG
Messenger RNA from Suillus fuscotomentosus, 919 nucleotides. RefSeq lists its product as uncharacterized. The record is from RefSeq and is a predicted model, not a curated record. NCBI's taxonomy places the organism in Eukaryota, Fungi, Basidiomycota, Agaricomycetes, Boletales, Suillaceae. The transcript is spliced from 7 exons. Bases 224 to 742 code for a protein of 172 amino acids.